AUGGAAAAGAACAGUCAAGCAAUUCAAAAAUUUAUAUCAGCAUCUAAAUCUUGCUCUAUUCUAGGUACUAUAUAUGGAAAAUGCAUAAUAAAAAAUACAAAUAAUAUACAAAAAGAUACAUGUAUUUCUGAAUUUCAAAAAUUUAAAAACUGUUUAGAAAAGAUAAUUAAACGGAAAUGGUAAUUUAAAAAUCAAAGUUCAUUUCAUUAUAAACUUCAUUUUAACAAAAAAAGUUAUCAUUAAGAUUUAUUAUAUUAUAUUUUCUAUUAUAAUAAUUUCGAUCAAAAAUUGAACUCUGUAUUUCAAAAAAGUACACUAUUAAGAAAUUUAGCAUACAAAUUUAUCUAUAUUUCCAUUAUAUCUAUCCUACCAUAUUACAUACAAGCACAUGAAAUAUUUUUAAUAUUUUUAUAGAAUAGUAAAAAUUAUAGAAACAUUAAAUUUCAAAUAUAUAAAAACAUGAUUACAAGACUAAUAUGAUAUAUUUUAAAAAG
Molecule: messenger RNA, 494 nt
Organism: Pneumocystis murina B123
Lineage: Eukaryota; Fungi; Ascomycota; Pneumocystomycetes; Pneumocystales; Pneumocystaceae
Exons: 3
Coding region: 1-183 (60 amino acids)
Biological process (GO): mitochondrial respiratory chain complex I assembly
Cellular component (GO): mitochondrion
Source: RefSeq, a predicted model, not a curated record